This is a messenger RNA of Dipodomys spectabilis (banner-tailed kangaroo rat), 1973 nucleotides long. Its product is annotated as C-type lectin domain family 4 member F-like. The transcript is spliced from 6 exons. The record is from RefSeq and is a predicted model, not a curated record. Bases 8 to 1738 code for a protein of 576 amino acids. Lineage: Eukaryota; Metazoa; Chordata; Mammalia; Rodentia; Heteromyidae.
UUGCAAGAUGAAGGACUUAGAGAUGAAUGGUGAAACAGCCCAUUUCUGCACAGACAACCAAUGUGUUUCCUUGCAUCCUCGAGGACUGAACUCCACAUCAGCGGCAUUGAUAGCCCCCAGGAUGUCAAGAAUUGUUCAGAUUGCCUUGGUGUGCAUGGCUGGGAUUGUGAUCUCCUGUUUGGUGGCUCUCUUUGUAGUGGAUCACCAUUCCAUUGACAGGGUGGCAGAGGUGGAAACUGCUAUCCAGAUAUUCAAAGACCACAUGGUAAAUUCCAGUUCCUGGCACAUGGAGAUCCAGAUGUUGAAGUGCAGAGUGGAGAAUGCCAGUGCUCAAAUCCAAGUCCUGGAGGGUCAUCUGGGAAAUGCCUCUGCUGCCGUCCCGAUGUCAAAAGGUGCUCUGAAGGAUGCCAGUGUCUGGAGUUUUCAGACACAGGUGCUAAGACGUUCCUUGGAGGAGACGGGUGGGGAGAUCCAGAGGCUGAAAGGAGAUCUGGAAAAGGCAAAUUUUUCAACUUCCCAGAUGCAGAAUUUCUUAAAAAACAGCUCAGAGAACACCAGCACUGUGCUCCAGGUGUUAAGCAGAGACUUGAAGAGUGCCAAUGCUGAGAUUCACACAUUGAAGGCAGGAUUGGAAAUGGCAAAUGACCAGGCCCAGUGGGCAAAUAGUAGUUUAGAAACUGCAAAUGCUGAAAUCCAUGCUUUGAAAGGUCAUCUAGAUAGUAUCAAUGAAUUAAGGACCCAGGACCAGGUUAUAAGAAGUAGUUUGGAAGAAGCUCAGACUGAGAUUCAGAGCUUAAAGGGAAGUCUGCAAAAAGCAAAUGCUCUAAACAACCAGACCCAGACCCUUCUUCAAGUCAGGUUAGACAGCACCAGAGCUGAGACCCAGGCACUGAAAGGUCGUUUAGAAAAGAUUGGUCCUGAAAUGAACUUGUUAAAAACAGAAUUGGCAACUGUUACUGCCCAGAUGCAAGUAGCUAACAGCCGCCUGGAGAAGGCAGAUGCUCAGGUUCAAGGUAUAAAAGCAAAGCUAGAAAACACCAAUACCUUAAACUCCCGGAUUCAGGUACUAAAUAGUGAGCUGAGAAAUGCCAACAGAGAGAUACAGACCAUACAAACAAGAAAAGAGGAUGUUGAAGCCUUAAAUUCCCAGGCCCAGAUGUUAGAGAGAAAUCUACAGAAUACCAAUGCUGAUAUGCAGAGGUUAAAGGAGGAUUUGAAGAAUAUCCAGGCUCUCAUUACCAAGAUCCAGGAGGAACAGAGUCACCCGGGAAACCUCCCUGUGACUGAUGCUCUGCAGGAGCAGCUGAGGAAGCAAAAUCAACUUCUCCAGUUGGCCUUGGAAGGCUGGAAGGCCCACAAGGGAAACUUGUAUUAUUUUUCUCAAGUGAAGAAGUCUUGGCACGAGGCUGAGAAGUUCUGUGUGUCCCAGGGAGCUCACUUGGCAUCAGUGACCUCUCAGGAGGAGCAGGACUUCAUGGUAUAUUUCACAAGUUCUGCACACCACUGGAUCGGCCUCACUGACAAGGACACCGAGGGCUCCUGGUACUGGGUGGAUGGGACACCAUUCAACAGCACAGAAAGCAGGGAGUUUUGGGAAACAAAUCAGCCAGACAACUGGCUACACAAGAACGGGGAGAGGGAAGACUGCGUGCAAAUUCAGAAGAAAUGGAAUGACAUAUACUGCAGCGCCUCCUAUCCCUGGGUCUGCAAGAAGCCCAGGGACUUCGUUGUGGCUUGAGGCUGCCCAGAACUGAGGGGUCACUCCUGCCUGCAAUGUUGGACUCCGCUCCACUCCACUUCUAAAGGCCUUUGCGCCCAACCUGUUCUCUAGGGCUUGUCAUUGGCCUUUUGUUAUUUCUUGCCUUGUCUUUUUAUUGAACAAUUUUGAACAUGUUUGUGCUACGUAACCCCGUGGGAUCAAUGACUCUUCAGAGCAGAACCCUUGCCUUGCCUCAGCUGCCAGGCCUGGGAGA